Molecule: messenger RNA, 5573 nt
Organism: Pimephales promelas (fathead minnow)
Lineage: Eukaryota; Metazoa; Chordata; Actinopteri; Cypriniformes; Leuciscidae
Source: RefSeq, a predicted model, not a curated record
UGCUGUUGGAUAUGGUGAUUCAUAUGAUUAUUAUGAGGGAGCGAACCCCACAGCGACAGAUGAAUAUUCUGAGCCGCAGAGAGUGAAACGUAGUGUCUCCAUGAAAACGAAGAGGACGAGAAAGUCCCCUAAGUCUUUUUCCAAACCCUAUAAGUACCAGGAGCAAAAACAGGCUAAAAAAUUAGCCCCUAAGAAGAAGAGAUAUGGAGACCUGCCACCGACACCAAGAAAAGACAUUCUAGGGGUGGGUAGAGUUGCUGAUCUGGGGCAGAAAGGAGAGAAGGGAGAGCCUGCAGUGAUUGAGCCAGGCAUGCUGAUUGAGGGACCUCCCGGACCACCUGGGCCUGCUGGUCUUCCGGGCCCUCCAGGCUUACACGGCCCCCCUGGUUCGGCCGGAGAUCCUGGUGACAGGGGUCCUCCAGGCCGCGCUGGUCUUCCUGGAGCGGAUGGCAUGCCAGGACCCCCUGGGACUAUGCUGAUGUUGCCAUUCCGUUUUGGCGGAGAUGGGGAAAAGGGUCCGGUGGUGUCGGCUCAGGAGGCCCAGGCUCAGGCCAUUCUGUCCCAGGCCAGGCUCGCCAUGAGAGGUACAGCAGGUCCAAUGGGUCUCACUGGAAGAUCUGGCCCAGUGGGUCUUCCAGGUCCUCCUGGACUGAAGGGAGAGAGUGGAGACCCUGGUCCUCAGGGUCCAAGGGGUAUCCAAGGCCCACCAGGGCAAAUGGGAAAAUCUGGCAAGAGAGGGCGUGCUGGAGCCGAUGGGGCCCGUGGAAUGCCUGGAGAAUCCGGAGCUAAGGGUGACAGAGGUUUUGAUGGGCUUCCAGGUCUGCCUGGUGAAAAGGGACACAGGGGUGAGACUGGUCCUCCUGGUCCCCAAGGAUCUACCGGAGAAGACGGACCAAGAGGAGAAGAUGGAGAGAUUGGACCAAGAGGACUUGCUGGUGAGAGCGGGCCGCGAGGACUGCUCGGCCCUCGAGGCCCUCCUGGACCUCCUGGACAGCCUGGCAUUGCUGGUGUUGAUGGUCCACAGGGUCCCAAAGGAAACAUGGGACCACAGGGAGAGCCAGGCCCUCCUGGACAGCAGGGGAUCCCAGGAACACAGGGUCUUCCGGGUCCACAAGGCCCUAUCGGACCGCCUGGAGAAAAAGGUCCUCACGGAAGGUCUGGUUUGCCUGGAUUGCCUGGCGCGGAUGGACCUCCUGGACAUCCUGGUAAAGAGGGUCCACCUGGAGAGAAAGGAGCUUUGGGCCAGCCUGGCCCCCAGGGCCCCAUCGGCUAUCCUGGCCCUCGCGGUGUGAAGGGUGCCGACGGCGUUCGUGGUCUGAAGGGAGGCAAAGGAGAGAAGGGUGAGGAUGGUUUCCCGGGUUUCAAGGGAGACAUGGGUCUCAAAGGCGACAGGGGUGAACUUGGAUUGGCUGGACCCAGAGGUGAGGAUGGACCGGAGGGCCCGAAGGGUCGUUCGGGCCCCAGCGGUGAAUCUGGACCCCUGGGACCUGCUGGGGAAAAGGGAAAACUUGGUGUUCCGGGAUUGCCUGGCUAUCCAGGACGUCAAGGGCCAAAGGGUUCGACCGGUUUCCCCGGAUUCCCAGGAGCCAACGGAGAGAAAGGAGCCAGGGGGGUGGCAGGGAAAUCUGGUCCAAGAGGGCAAAGAGGUCCGACGGGUCCACGUGGCUCACGCGGUGCUAGAGGCCCAACAGGAAAACCAGGCCCUAAGGGUACAGCAGGCAACGACGGUCCACCUGGUCCACCCGGAGAGAGAGGACCUCAAGGCCCCCAGGGUCCCGUUGGUUUCUCAGGACCGAAGGGCCCCCCUGGACCACCUGGAAAGGAUGGGCUGCCCGGUCACCCUGGUCAGCGGGGAGAAACUGGUUUCCAAGGCAAAACUGGCCCACCAGGACCUGGAGGUGUUGUUGGACCACAGGGUCCAACAGGAGAAACCGGCCCUAUUGGUGAGAGAGGACAUCCUGGACCCCCUGGUCCCCCCGGAGAGCAAGGUCUCCCAGGUGCUGGUGGGAAAGAAGGUGCAAAGGGAGAUCCAGGUCCUCAGGGCAGUCCAGGAAAAGACGGUCCUCCAGGACUGAGAGGGUUCCCGGGAGAAAGAGGUCUUCCCGGAGUGACGGGUCCACCUGGUUUGAAAGGAGCCGAGGGCCCUCAGGGCCCCCCUGGCCCUGUUGGUUCCCCUGGUGAGAGAGGAGCAGCAGGACCUGCUGGCCCCAUUGGCUUGUCUGGACGUACUGGACCUCAGGGACCCCCAGGACCUGCUGGAGAGAAGGGUGCACCGGGAGAGAGAGGUCCAUCAGGUCCAGCCGGUCGGGAUGGAGUUCAAGGUCCAGUUGGUCUGCCGGGUCCAGCAGGACCUCAGGGUCCACCCGGAGAAGAUGGUGACAAGGGAGAAGUUGGCGAACCAGGACAGAAGGGAAGUAAAGGCGACAAAGGUGAACAUGGUCCUCCAGGUCCACCUGGUCUUCAGGGAACUACUGGAGCUCCUGGACCUGCUGGAGGUGAUGGUGAGCCAGGUCCUCGCGGACAGCAGGGUAUGUUUGGACAGAAGGGAGAUGAAGGAUCCCGGGGCUUCCCUGGACCUCCUGGUCCCAUCGGUCUCCAGGGUCUUCCUGGGCCACCUGGUGAAAAAGGAGAAAAUGGAGACGUUGGUCCUAUGGGUCCCCCUGGCCCACCUGGUCCCAGAGGUCCUCAAGGCCCUUCUGGUGCUGAUGGUCCACAAGGUCCUCCUGGUGGAAUAGGAGGAAUGGGAUCCGUGGGUGAGAAGGGUGAACAAGGAGAAGCUGGCAACCCUGGACCUCCUGGCGAGCCUGGACCUGGGGGCCCAAAAGGGGAGAGAGGAGAGAAAGGUGAAGCUGGUCCCUCUGGUGCUGCUGGACCUCCAGGUCCCAAGGGACCCCCUGGAGAUGAUGGACCCAAGGGUAACCCUGGCCCUGUUGGUUUUCCUGGAGACCCUGGUCCACCUGGUGAGCCAGGUGUUGCUGGAAUAGAUGGAGGCCCAGGUGAAAAGGGAGAGGAUGGAGAGUCUGGUCAACCUGGACCUCCUGGUCCUUCUGGAGAAGCUGGCCCACCAGGACCUCCUGGCAAAAGAGGACCCCCGGGGACCGCUGGAGCUGAAGGCAGACAAGGAGAGAAGGGCGCCAAGGGUGAGGCAGGAUCUGAGGGUCCACCAGGUAAAACUGGACCAGUUGGCCCUCAGGGUCCCGCUGGAAAGCCUGGUCCUGAAGGUCUACGAGGAAUCCCCGGGCCUGUGGGUGAACAAGGACUUCCUGGUGCUCCUGGACAAGACGGUCCUCCAGGACCAAUGGGACCUCCUGGUCUCCCUGGCCUGAAAGGAGACCCUGGCUCUAAGGGUGAGAAGGGUCACCCCGGUCUCAUCGGCCUCAUCGGACCCCCCGGUGAGCAGGGAGAGAAGGGAGAUCGUGGUUUGCCUGGUCCUCAGGGAGCCGCUGGCAGCAAGGGUGAUUCUGGUAUCAGUGGUGCUGCUGGUCCGCUUGGUCCACCUGGUCCUCCUGGAUUGCCCGGUCCACAAGGGCCAAAGGGAUCCAAGGGUUCGACUGGUCCCGCUGGUCAAAAGGGAGACACUGGCACGUCCGGACCUCCUGGUCCUCCUGGUCCUCCUGGUGAGAUCAUCCAGCCUCUGCCUAUCCACUCGCCCAAGAAGUCCCGUCGCUCCAUCGACAUGCAAGCGGACGAAGCCGGCACCAUGCUGGACUACGGAGAGGGCAUGGAGGACAUCUUCAGCUCUUUGAAUAAUCUCAAACAGGACAUCGAGCGCAUGAAGUACCCCAUGGGCACGCAACACAACCCCGCACGAAGCUGUAAAGACCUUCAGCUCGCUCACCCAGAAUUCCCAGAUGGUGAAUACUACAUCGAUCCCAACCAGGGAUGCUCUGGGGACUCCUUUAAAGUGUACUGCAACUUCACAGCGGGAGGCGAGACCUGCAUCUUCCCCGAUAAAAAGUCAAAUGGAGUGAGACUAUCUUCAUGGCCCAAAGAAGUUCCUGGCUCCUGGUUCAGUGAAUUUAAGCGUGGCAAAAUACUUUCGUACGUGGACGCAGAAGGCAACCCGAUAAACAUGGUCCAGAUGACGUUCCUCAAACUACUGACAGCCUCCGCCAGGCAAAACUUGACCUACAACUGCCACCAGUCGGUCGCCUGGCACGACGCCACUACGGACCGCUACGACAGGGGGCUACGCUUCCUCGGCUCCAAUGACGAGGAGAUGUCAUACGACAACAACCCCUUCAUCACGGCCCUGUCAGACGGCUGUGCGGUGAGGAAGGGCUACGGAAAGACAGUUCUGGAGAUUAACACUCCCAAAAUCGAUCAGGUUCCGAUCGUUGAUGUGAGUUUCACUGACUUUGGGGAUCCCAACCAGAAAUUUGGAUUCGAAGUUGGUCCUGUCUGCUUCCUUGGCUAAAAAAACACAGACAAAGAAAAAAAAAAUACCAAUAACUUGGCAGGGUAGGGACGGGUAUAGCGCACGAGUCGAGACUUUUUUUCUUGACGUCAUCAAACCAUCGAGCCCGUUCCUGCCACAUGCCAGUUUUGAAUUUAAAAAAUGGGGUACCGAACACGUCUUGCCAUUUAUGUAUGUAUUACCCAGGAAAAUACUUGUUGCCCUUGUAGGGCAAGGAUCACAUGACAUGAAACCUGUUAUGGAACCAAAAGGUGAAGGACAACGUCAAGCCAAGGCAAACGGUGAACCUGGGAGGUCCACGAGUUGGAGAAAGGGAGGACCUCUCAUCCGGAGUCUAUCGGUGCAGUGCAAACAAAUAAAUUUUUAAAAAAAGAACAAAAAAAGACGACAACAAUGGUGCUUGUUCAAAAUAGGAAAAAAAAAGAGGUGCUAUGAGAAAGAGGAUGUAUUUUAAUAAAAACUGUAAUUAUUAUUUUGUACAUUGUUGAUGUUUCUGAAUCCACUUUCAAAACUUGCAUGUGUAUCACAAUUACAUCUGGCUCUUAAAUUCCAAAUCCCUCACGAACGUUUAUAAGUUAUAGAACUGAACAAAUAAAGAAUUAAAUAAUGAUAUUUUGUGGAUGAAUACUGUGUACUUAUUGUUAAGCAAAUAAAAGACAGCAUUCAAACAGUUCCCUACUAUUAAUUGUAAUGUAAGUCCUUUGUAUAUAUUGAGCAUACCGAAGUCGCUCGCAGUUCGGCCCACUGGACACCUCAAGAGGAAGAUUCAACAGCGCAUGCAACCUGUGCUCGAUUUAAGUAAUCUUGACAUUCGCUUUAAUUUAAUCUUUGUUCGUUAUUUGUUUGUUUUUUCAGUUGUAGGUCGGUCGUAUACCUCAAUCUCUCUUGAAAAAAAAACCAUACCGAUGCAAGUAUGGUGUGCCCUGUAUAUACCUUGGUUAUACAGUUAAGUUUAUAUAUUUUGGGUGGGGAUUUUUUUUUUUUUUUUUUAUUAAUGGGAAAAAUACAUAUCUGUUAGGCCUCUUUUUGUUCAAAACCUUCUGUGAAUUUAAUGAUAAGGCCUUUUAGGUGACCCAUUUUUGUAACUAAAAUGAGAAAUUGUUUUAAAUGUGCUUUUUAUGGUUCAUUUCAUUAUUAAAAACUGGAUUCCAACCAA